AUGGAGAAUCUGGAAGGGUUGCCCCCAAACAGCAAAUACUUCAGUAAACAACAAUUCAAGGCAGAUGAGAAAGGGAUAAAUCAAUUUCAGCUGGACGAUGAAGCGGAGUACUACGGCGGGGGAGGCGCCGAGACGCGGCCCCGGAGCCUGGCCUUGGAGGAGAAGGACCCUCGGCUUCAGCCCCCGGGGCACCAGCCGGGGCACCAGCCCGCCGCGGGUGGGGCCGGAGGAGCCUUGGACUCAGUGUCGCUCAGCAGCAGCUUGGACAGUGGGAUGAGGACCCCGCAGUGCCGGAUUUGCUUCCAGGGACCUGAGCAGGGGGAGCUGCUAAGCCCCUGUCGCUGUGAUGGUUCCGUCCGCUGCACCCACCAGCCUUGUCUGAUUCGCUGGAUCAGUGAGAGGGGCUCCUGGAGCUGUGAGCUGUGCUAUUUCAAGUACCAGGUCUUAGCCAUUAGCACAAAGAAUCCAUUGCAGUGGCAGGCAAUUUCCCUGACCGUGAUUGAAAAGGUGCAAAUUGCAGCCAUCAUCCUGGGUUCCCUCUUCCUCAUUGCCAGCAUCUCCUGGCUGAUAUGGUCGUCCCUCAGCCCCUCAGCCAAGUGGCAGCGGCAGGACCUGCUCUUCCAGAUCUGCUACGGGAUGUACGGUUUCAUGGACAUUGUCUGCAUAGGUCUGAUCACUCAUGAAGGCUCCUCGGUGUAUCGAAUAUUCAAGCGCUGGCAGGCAGUGAACCAGCAGUGGAAGGUGCUGAAUUAUGACAAAGCCAAGGACCUGGGGGAACCCAUUGGCGGGAGCACAAAGCCAGGGGGGCGGAAUUCACGGACGAAUCCCUCCUCAGGGAGUGAGAGGACCUCCCAGCGGGGCCAGCGGGUUAGGACUAUUUUGAACCAUCACUGUGGUUAUACAAUUCUGCACAUUCUCAGCCACCUGCGGCCUAAUGAACAUCGUGGGGGCUCCGGUUCCAGCCGUGAAGUUGUCAUGAGGGUGACGACCGUAUAA
Molecule: messenger RNA, 996 nt
Organism: Python bivittatus (Burmese python)
Lineage: Eukaryota; Metazoa; Chordata; Lepidosauria; Squamata; Pythonidae
Gene: MARCHF9
Product: membrane associated ring-CH-type finger 9
Biological process (GO): protein ubiquitination
Cellular component (GO): Golgi stack; trans-Golgi network
Molecular function (GO): zinc ion binding; ubiquitin-protein transferase activity
Source: RefSeq, a predicted model, not a curated record